Messenger RNA from Pistacia vera, 1542 nucleotides. RefSeq names its product sarcoplasmic reticulum histidine-rich calcium-binding protein. Lineage: Eukaryota; Viridiplantae; Streptophyta; Magnoliopsida; Sapindales; Anacardiaceae. Bases 255 to 1286 code for a protein of 343 amino acids. The record is from RefSeq and is a predicted model, not a curated record. The transcript is spliced from 3 exons.
UGACCAAACCAUAGACGUUUCUGGAAGGGAGCGAAGUCAAGCCCUAGUUUUAAAGCAAAGAAGCCCCCGACUGGCCAGAUCUUUCUAGCUCUUCUGUUGAUCUCCAAUUAAGAUCUGUUUCGUUGGUCUGGAACAUUCUGAGUUUGGGCAUUUGAGCUAGGUCUUCCGUUUCAAGAUUGUGCCAGUUCAUAUAAGAUGUACAUUCAAUCAUCAUCAUACCAACAUGCAGGAAUUGAGCUGGUUUUUAUAUAUAAAUGGACUGCAAGAAGUUCAUCCAGUUGGUUGAGGAGAAAAAGAAGAGAGCUUUGGAGAGGAAAGAGGCCCCUCUAAAAUGGGAGCAGAAGCUAGAAGCUGCUGCAAAGGCGAAGGCUGAUGCUGAAGCCAAGGAAAAGAAGUCAAAGACUGCAAAGCAUAAAAGAUCUGUGUCUGAUUCUGAUACUGACAGUGAUAGUGAUAGCAGUGAUGAGGGUAGAAGGAGAAGAAGAAGAGACCACAGGAAGCACAGAAAGCAUGCCCACUCUGAUUCAGGUGACAAUGAGAAGAGGAGGGAGAAGAAAUCGAAAAGAAAGCCAAAGCGACGAUCCUCAAGCUCAAGUGAUGAUAGCAGCGAUGAAUAUGAGAGUGGAUCUAAAGAAGAGAGGAGGAGAAAACGAAGCCAUAGAAGACACAGGCAUAAUGAUUCAAGGUCAGAUUCUGAGAGUGAAUCUGAAGAAGAGAGGAGAAAGAAGCAAAACCAUAGAAGACACAGACAUAAUGAUUCGAGUUCAGAUUCUGAUGCUUCUGAUUCUUCUAGUGAGGAUGGUAGAAUCCGAAGGAGAAGUCGUCCAAGGCAACACAAACGGCAUCACAGAUCUGAGUCUAGUGCUACAGAUUCUUUGGCAGAUGAGGACACUCGCUCGGUGAGAAGGAGAAAUCAUACAAAACAUCAUAAGCGUCACCGACGGUCACACAGUGUGGACUCCAAAUCAUCUGAUUCUGAUGGCAACAAGCAUGACUGCAGAAGCAGAUCCCUAGGGAGGUCAUCAGAUGAUAACAAUGGAGAAGCAGAUAAACAAACAAGACACAGAAGCAGCCAGCAUCAUCACCACCACCAUCACAAACACCGUCACAGUCACUUAGAUGAGGGUAACCAUCACCAUCACCAUCACUCAGAUACCGACAAAAGUCCACAUAACAACUCAGAUGACAAGAAAAUUCAGUUGCUCUCCAAUUCUGCAGAAUCCAAUGGAAAGCACCAAACAGAACACACGUACAAAAGCAGUAAUAAUGGUGCUUCUGAAUGUUAAACCAUGUAGGGAUAUUCAUUGUCAUGGCUCAUCAUGUUACUGGAUUGUUACCUUUUCCUUUGUUUGUAUCGUAAAACAUUGAUUUGGACAAAGUAUUUAUAUGAUUGUUACUGCAACUUGUGGAGGCCUGAUGCCAUUUAUUAUCUAGAUUAAAUUUUUAGCAUUUACUCUUAGUAGGGUUCAUAAAUUCUGAACAGUUUGUGCUUCCUGUGAUGAUCCAAAAUGAAAUCAUCUCAUAUUUGUUUAUCUUAUUGAA